UCUAGUCCCAGAAAGUCCUGUGUUCUGUUGUUACCGAAUGAGCGGCGACGGGAGUUACUAUGGUGCGAUAAUAGGAUACGCAUGAACUGGUUGCGAUCUGGCUACGGGAAAAAGUUUUGAGAGGAAAGUAACGGAUAGUUGGCAAAAUACUCGGGCUUCGCACUCAAUGCCAAAAUAUAGAGUUUGGAGGCACGCUCUGCCUUCGCGAAUUCACAGCUCAAGCGUUCGAACUUCUUGGAAGAUUGGAAAUAAAACAAAUGUUUAACCUCCAGAGAGCGAAAACUGCCGUUUUCGAAAAGGUAAUUUCUGGGGAAUGACAAACGUUCUGCUACAAGGAGCAACUGACGAGAGCUGCUCUGUGCCCGUUUAUUCUUCUCACCAUAAGAACUGGCUGUUGCUGCCCUGCGGCUGAACAUUCUCCAAUGGUUGGGGGCUUUUGGAGUUUUGGCAGCUCGAUUUUUUUUCUUCAGAUACACUUGUGCUCAGAAUGGUGUGUAGAUCUGAGAAUGUGGGAACGAAUCAACAGGCUUUCGUUAAAACAUGACUUACUGUUAUGGAUCUCAUGUGAGCUGUCGAAGAGGCAACGUGUACAGGGCGCAAGUUACACUUCAGAGUAGGCCUAAUUGUUUAUUUCUAUAGGGGUUGUGUUCACUAUGAUCUAUUACUCAUUCAACCGACUGGAUAUUCUAAACAAGAUGACCAAGAUGCUUCAACAUACCCGAUGGCGUUGAAAAGAACUUGAGAUCUGCUAUUCUAAAUAAUACAUGUCGUUCAACUUUGCGUCUUUACCCCGUCAAGAAUCCGUCAAGGAGACAUAAGUUAGCCAAUGUCUGCCUGCAGCAGUUCGUCCCUUCCACCCUUACCUAGACUUUUCCCCCUCUCUGUGGCCCCCCACCCAGUGGCCCCACCGACUCCCUCGCCGUCUCCAAGCCCGCCGGCAACACUCUACGGUCGGCUGUCAAAUGGGAGUCUCAGCGCCCCGAGCCCCACCAACUCCCAGUGCUCUUUCCACAGGGUGUCUUUUCUCCUCCAGAUCGGACUCACCAGGGAAACGGUGAACUUGGAUGCCAGCGAUCUGUCCGGGCUAGCUGCGGUGAAGGAGCUCGUAUGUUCCAUAGUGGAUCAAAAGUUCCCGGAGUGUGGAUUCUUUGGCAUGUACGACAAGAUCCUUCUGUUCCGCCAUGACCUGGCCUCGGAGAACAUCCUGCAGAGGCUGACGUCAGCGGAGGACAUCCACGAGGGAGACCUGAUCGAGGUGGUCCUCUCCGCUCUGGCCACUGUUGAGGACUUCCAGAUCCGUCCCCAUGCCUUGUACGUGCACUCCUACAAGGCCCCGGCCUUCUGUGAUGAUUGUGGGGAGAUGCUGUGGGGCCUGGUCCGACAGGGCCUCAAAUGUGAAGGAUGUGGGCUGAACUACCACAAGCGCUGUGCCUUUAAGAUCCCGAACAACUGCAGCGGGGUGAGGAAGAGACGGCUGUCCAACGUGUCCCUGCCUGGAGCCGUGCUGUCAGUCCCCCGCCCAGCUCCCAUUGAACACGUCCCGACACCCCAGGAAGAGCUGCGCCCUCUCCUGGGGGCCGGGAAGCGUAACAGCCUGUUAAGCGGCAGACCUAUCUGGAUGGAGAAGAUGGUGCUGGGAAGGGUCAAGGUGCCUCACACCUUCUCAGUGCACACCUACACCAGACCAACCAUCUGCCAGUACUGCAAACGCCUGCUCAAGGGCCUGUUCCGUCAGGGCAUGCAGUGCAAAGAUUGCAAAUUUAACUGCCAUAAGAGAUGUGCGGCCAAGAUACCAAGAGACUGCCUUGGUGAGGUUUCCUUUAAUGGAGAACCAGCCAGCCCAGGCCCCGACUCUGAGGCCACCAUGGAGGUGGACAACAGUUAUGUGAACAGUGAGGGCAGCCAGAGCAUGGAUGACCCAGAGGAGCCUUCCACCCCAGACGAUAAGUUCUACAUAGAGGGGCCCUGUCUGGAUGGGGACAAGGACGAGGAGACAGUCAAGGCUAUCAGCCCCAUGACGAGCACUUUCAUCCCCCUGAUGCGGGUGGUUCAGUCCAUAAAACAAACCAAGCGGAAGAGCUCAACCAUGGUCCGGGAGGGGUGGAUGGUCCACUACACCAGCCGAGACAGCAUGAGGAAGAGGCAUUACUGGAGGCUGGAUAGCAAGUGUCUGACCCUGUUGCAGAACGAAACGGGAUCCAAGUAUUACAAGGAGAUCCCGCUGUCAGAGAUCCUACAGGUGGAUCAGGUGCAGGCCGUCCACAGCCUGGCCCAGGGCGGCAACCCCCACUGCUUCGAGAUCAUCACCGCCACCAUGGUCUACUACGUUGGGGAGAAUAACAGCGGUCAAUUCCAUAACCCGGCCCUGGCCGCCACCGGUGUGGGGCUAGAGGUGGCCCAGGGCUGGGAGAAGGCCAUCCGGCAGGCGCUGAUGCCUGUCACUCCCCAACCCAGCGUCUGCACUGGUCCUGGACAGGGCAAGGAUCACAAGGACCUUUCAAUCAGCAUAUCAGUGUCUAACUCACAGAUCACAGAGAAUGUGGAUAUCAGUUCAGUCUACCAGAUCUUUGCUGAUGAGGUCCUGGGGUCGGGCCAGUUUGGGAUUGUGUACGGAGGUAAACACAGAAAGACUGGGAGAGACGUGGCCAUCAAAAUCAUCGACAAGAUGAGGUUCCCUACCAAGCAGGAGAGCCAGCUGAGGAACGAGGUGGCUAUUCUCCAGAACCUUCACCAUCCUGGGAUCGUCAACCUGGAGUGCAUGUUCGAGACUCCCGAGCGGGUCUUUGUUGUCAUGGAGAAGCUCCAUGGCGACAUGCUGGAGAUGAUCUUGUCCAGUGAGAAGAGCAAGAUCCCUGAGCGUCUCACCAAGUUCUUGGUCACACAGAUCCUGGUGGCUUUGAGGCAUCUCCAUUUUAAGAACAUCGUUCACUGUGACCUGAAGCCUGAGAAUGUGCUGCUGGCUUCCGCAGAGCCCUUCCCUCAGGUGAAGCUUUGUGACUUCGGCUUCGCUCGCAUCAUCGGCGAGAAGUCGUUCAGGCGCUCCGUGGUGGGCACGCCCGCCUACCUGGCGCCUGAGGUCCUACGCAGUAAAGGCUACAACCGUUCCCUGGACAUGUGGUCGGUGGGCGUGAUCGUUUACGUCAGCCUCAGCGGGACCUUCCCCUUCAACGAGGACGAGGACAUCAACGACCAGAUCCACAACGCUGCCUUCAUGUACCCUCCCAACCCCUGGAAGGACAUCUCUGGAGAGGCCACGGACCUGAUCAACAACCUCCUCCAGGUGAAGAUGAGGAAGCGCUACAGUGUGGACAAGUCUCUCAGUCACCCCUGGCUCCAGGAUUAUCAGACGUGGCUGGACCUCCGGGAGUUUGAGACACGCAGAGGGGAGCGCUACAUCACCCACGAGAGCGACGACACCCGCUGGGAGGAGCACGCCGACGAGAGAAGCCUGCACUACCCCAAGCACUUCAUCAUGGCACCCAAUCUGGACGACAUGGAGGAGGACCCCUAGUGGCCGGGAGGACUGCCUGCAGGAUGCACGUGUUUCAGGAGGAGUUCACAGGGCAUCCUGGGACUCAGGAGUCUCAUGGCUAGUGCUUGGGUCCUUGGAACCUGCCACUCCUGGCUGAGACUGUAAGCUUAAACAGGCAGAGAUGCAUAUAUAGCCUACAUGUAUGUGCAUGAAGGUGUAAUCGUGCACUACUACGUGGAACAGACAGGAGGCGAUGCAGUGGACAGGCAGCAGUGUGGUGAUACAGCACCAUGACAUGGGAACACACGAUGGUGUUGUGAGGGAGGGGGUGAUGAUCGAGUAUCUUUAGGUUGUUUUGUUUUCAUCACAUUCCAGAGACAUGGUUUCUUUCUCCGCCGGCUGCCUUCUCUACAAGCCAUAAUAUACAGUAUGAGCCUGAAAGACAUGCAUUACCUUUGGGGGUUGGUUAGAUAGGGAUUCCCCCAGCAACAGUAAUAAACAUUUGCACUGCCUUUCAACCCAGAAAAAGGGUUUCUAUAAAAUAUGGUUACUUUAGACCAAAUCCAGGAGACCGAGAAACAGUCAAGCUUUUCAGCUUCAAUAGCAUAUUGUUUUAAUGUUGUUCGUUUAACAUGUGUAUUUGAAAUCUCGUCACGACUACAUUCAAUUGUUAGUUUACCAUGAGAGUGCUAUUUUUGGAAAACUUUUCUUUCUAUUGGUUUUAUGUAAUGCUAUUGAACUGGAACACUUAAAGGGAUACUUCGGGAUUUUGGGCAAUUAAGCACUUUCCUUCCCCAGAGUCAGAGGAUCUCUUGGGUACCAUUUUUAUGUCUCUUCAUCCAGCAUGAAGGAAGUAAGAGGUAUUUUCGCAAGCCAAUGCUAACUAGCGUUAGCGGGAUAUGCCUGGCAGUCUAUGGAAUCUACUCGCAUGCUAGCAGUUACCAUAGACUUCCAGUCAUUGCGCUAACGCUAGUUAGCAAUUGCACUAACACUAGUUAGCA
Salvelinus sp. IW2-2015 is the source of this 4473-nucleotide messenger RNA. Its product is annotated as serine/threonine-protein kinase D3-like. Lineage: Eukaryota; Metazoa; Chordata; Actinopteri; Salmoniformes; Salmonidae. The record is from RefSeq and is a predicted model, not a curated record. Gene Ontology annotation, biological process: protein phosphorylation. Gene Ontology annotation, molecular function: ATP binding; protein serine/threonine kinase activity.